Molecule: messenger RNA, 1060 nt
Organism: Nomascus leucogenys (northern white-cheeked gibbon)
Lineage: Eukaryota; Metazoa; Chordata; Mammalia; Primates; Hylobatidae
Gene: PHF5A
Product: PHD finger protein 5A
Biological process (GO): mRNA splicing, via spliceosome
Cellular component (GO): catalytic step 2 spliceosome; U2 snRNP; precatalytic spliceosome
Source: RefSeq, a predicted model, not a curated record
ACGGAAGCUUAGAGAACCAAUCACAGCGACGUGGAGGCAGGAACAAUGGGGGUUAAAGGUCGAACGGAAGUUCCCGAAGCUUCCGGUGGCCGGCUUAGUUAGGAGCUAUGGCUAAACAUCAUCCGGAUUUGAUCUUUUGCCGCAAGCAGGCUGGUGUUGCCAUCGGAAGACUGUGUGAAAAAUGUGAUGGCAAGUGUGUGAUUUGUGACUCCUAUGUGCGUCCCUGCACUCUGGUGCGCAUAUGUGAUGAGUGUAACUAUGGAUCUUACCAGGGGCGCUGUGUAAUCUGUGGAGGACCUGGGGUCUCUGAUGCCUAUUAUUGUAAGGAGUGCACCAUCCAGGAGAAGGACAGAGAUGGCUGCCCAAAGAUUGUCAAUCUGGGGAGCUCUAAGACAGACCUCUUCUAUGAACGCAAAAAAUACGGCUUCAAGAAGAGGUGAUUGGUGGGUGGCCCCUUCCUCCCCCCAACAUCAGUCUGCUGCAGCUGCCAGAAAACAUGCCUACUACUACCAGCAGAAAGGGAGCAGAGCCCAGAGCAUCACCAGGAGUGCCUGCUAGUGUACUGGCAGCUUGCCACCCCCUCCUCUCCCUUCACCCAGACACGUGGUAGGGAUGGAAAAGGAUUCUUCACAGAGCACUCUGGCACGCCAUAUCGGAGAAAAGUUGAUAGAUUAGUUAAUGGUUUUUCUUGAAUUUGAGAAGCAAAGAUCUGUUCUCCAUAUUGGUAUGUUCUCCCUCAACCAAGAUCUUCUAAAAAGAAAUAAUUUUAGUCUUCUGCUUGCGGAGUUGACUGAAGCAACGCCCAGUGAAAAACAUAUUCUUGCAGCAGCUCUGGUGGCAGCUGUCCUUGAAGAACCUUCGGUGUAUGGUGGGAAGCUAUCAGAACAAGAAAUGUAGGCAUUUCCCUUUUUUUUUUGGGGGGGGGGGUGCAGGCUCUGCCCUCUUGAAAGGCAUUUACUUGUUUAACACUUGUGCUGGUGUCAUGUUAUUUUCCUUUUGAGAAAUUGGAAACUCUUUGUGUUGCUAUUAUAUUAAUAAAGUUGGUGUUUAUUUUCUGGUA